AUGGCCGGUUCCGCGCUGUGCGGUGCUGCCCAGAACAUGGAUGCCGAGAUUGUCGGGCGGGCAAUGGCUGGCGCUGGUGGCAGCGGGAUGUAUUUCGGUGUGCUUACACUCCUCAGUGUGAAUACGACGGUAUCAGAGCGGCCAUUCUAUAUCGGACUGACAGCAGUCUCCUGGGGAAUUGGAACUGUGACAGGGCCAGCAAUUGGUGGUGCAUUUGCUGAGAGCAAUGCUACGUGGCGAUGGGCUUUCUAUAUAAACUUGGUCAUUGGCGCGGUUUUCUCACCCGUCUACGUGUGGCUACUCCCACCCUUUGACCCUCUUCCCGGGAAGACCCAGAAGGAGAAGCUCCAAACCAUCGACUGGAUAGGAGCUGUCCUCUUCAUCGCUGCCUUGGCCUGUCUCAUCAUGGGUAUCAACUUUGGAGGUGUCAAAUGGGCAUGGGGCGACGGGCGCUCGAUCACGCUCUUUGUCGUGUCAGGGGUCUGCUUCAUCGCCUUCGGACUGCAGCAAAGCAUGUACUGGUUCUGCAACGAGCAGACACGGCUGUUCCCUAUCCACUUCCUCAAGCGACGCUCACUUCUCUUGCUUUUUGUCCUCAACACCCUUGCAAGCUCCGGCUUGUUCAUCUCGGUUUACUAUAUUCCGCUCUUCUUCCAAUUCACACAUGGAGACUCGGCGAUCUACUCAUCCCUCCGAAUUCUGCCAUUUGUUAUGGUUUUGAUAUUUGCCAUUAUCUUUAACGGACAUAUGAUGCAGAGAUUUGGCUACUACAUGCCCUGGUACUUCUUCGGCUCCGCAUUUGAGCUUGUGGCUGCUAUUUUGAUGUAUCUGGGGAAGCCGGAGACCAAUCCCCAAGCCAUCUUCGGCUAUACCUCCCUCAUGGCUCUCGGUGUCGGCUUCUUCAACCAGGCCGGCUAUAGCGUUGUUCAGGCGAAGGUAAAGCCAGGGGAGAUCCCUUGGGCUCUCGGAUUCAUGAUGGUUUCUCAACUUGGCGGCAUUGUCUUGGCACUAGGCAUGGCAGGAGCAAUCUUUGUCAACGGAGCUACUGCCGGACUGGUGAGCCUCCUUCCGGGCAUGGAUAAGGACGUUGUCGUCAAUGCCAUCGCUGGAACCAGCAGCGAUCUGUUCAAGACGCUGUCUGAAAAGCAGCAGAAAGAUGCUCUUGCAAUCAUCGUUCAUGCAAUUGACAAUACGUACAUUCUCUUGAACGCGGCUGGUGCCCUAGGUGUUCUGCUCUCGGUGUUCCUCAAGCGCGAGAGACUUUUUAUGACCGUCGCAGCAGGAGGCGCCUGA
Messenger RNA from Diaporthe batatas, 1293 nucleotides. RefSeq lists its product as uncharacterized. Gene Ontology annotation, biological process: transmembrane transport. Gene Ontology annotation, molecular function: transmembrane transporter activity. Bases 1 to 1293 code for a protein of 430 amino acids. The transcript is spliced from 8 exons. NCBI's taxonomy places the organism in Eukaryota, Fungi, Ascomycota, Sordariomycetes, Diaporthales, Diaporthaceae. The record is from RefSeq and is a predicted model, not a curated record.